Molecule: messenger RNA, 345 nt
Organism: Penicillium canescens
Lineage: Eukaryota; Fungi; Ascomycota; Eurotiomycetes; Eurotiales; Aspergillaceae
Exons: 2
Coding region: 1-345 (114 amino acids)
Source: RefSeq, a predicted model, not a curated record
AUGACUGCAGCUGCGUAUGCCAAAGAUCUUUUAUAUCGGAUUGCUCCCCAGCAGGUGGAACAGGAGGCAAGAAUUGUUAAUGUUCUAAAGGAAGGAGAUCACUAUACAAACAUUACUUUCGGAGGCGACAACUCCGGAUUUCAAGUUGGUCAGCAGUAUGGUCCAAUCGAUUGGAGGAUUGGUGACCUACAACAUUACGACUCUGCAAAACCAGGAUAUCCGAAUCCUGGCUCACGAAAGUUCAGCCAGUCUAGCCGAAGAGCCAUUGCUAGCGCCUCAGACAGAGGAGACAACCGCUCACGACGAGAGAUCCUGGACGCGAGCUCUGUUGUCCAUUGGAUAUAG